Messenger RNA from Opisthorchis viverrini, 5211 nucleotides. RefSeq lists its product as hypothetical. The transcript has 20 exons. Lineage: Eukaryota; Metazoa; Platyhelminthes; Trematoda; Opisthorchiida; Opisthorchiidae. The annotation marks the transcript as partial. The record is from RefSeq and is a predicted model, not a curated record. Gene Ontology annotation, biological process: neuromuscular synaptic transmission. Gene Ontology annotation, molecular function: protein binding.
AUAAAGCUGCGUGAGUUAGAAAAACGUUGUGCACUACAGCAGUUGCUCCAGGAGGAAGUUUUACUGGAGCUGGAAGGUGCGAGGAAACGAGAACGCUUGACGGAAGCAAACGAACAACUCUUCAGUUCAGCAGAUCAGGCCUACCGAUCUACCCUGGCAGAUUUUAGCAACAUUUCACUGUCCACCAGUGGACUAGCAAAGGUUGACUACGCCAACUAUAACCGGUCGACUGAAGCGACCGACUUUUCCUUAGGCUCUGGAAGCACAGGUUCCACAACACGUGUGAAUAUCAAACGGUGCGUUCUAGGGAGUGGCCCUGUGGCUGUUGGAAAACCCGUGACUUCUGAUGAACAAGAUCCAAACCUUGUGGAACUGUUUCAAACUUCAGACGAGCCCUUUGAGAUAAGCGAUAUUCGUGCCCCUCGAAUGCUUACCCUCGAACGCCAACUUGUGCAUAGUGUUUUGAUUAGUUGGAAACCCCCUGAUGUAACCACCACUGGCCAAACAGUUUCCGCUUACCAUGUAUACGUUGAUGGACAGUUUCGGCUGGCGGUAAAGGCAAAAGAAAAAACCAGAGCUCUGCUGGACAGAGUUGAUGCAGACAAAGAUCGCAUUCCGGUUGAUGGGACUAGGAAGUGGGUACUCAAAAUAAAAUGUAACGACUGCACAAAGGUUUAUAUAGGUCAGACAGCCAGGGAAUCGCACAUCAGAAUCGGUGAAUGUGAGCGUUUCAUUAAUAGACCACUGAGAAACGUAGAUGAAUACCAGGCAAUUGUCAAAGAUUCGGCAAUGGCAAGGAAUGCACUAAACUCUGGACAUAGGAUAGAUUUAGAAAAUCCGCACCGGAUAUCUGUACGAGCUAUUAGCACAAAAGGUCAAUCAAAAGAUGCUGCAUGCACGCUUGUGGUCGGCAGAGGAAUGACCGCCACACCAGGACGUUUGCGGGCCACACAAAUCACUACCAAUUCGGCAAAACUAAGUUGGAUGCCUGGAAACAGCAACUACUGGCACCGCAUCUUCCUCAACCAACAGGAGCUGUGCACCUGUCCUCCCGGAGUGUAUAAGAUUUUACUAACAGAUCUGCCACCUGACGCCCUUCAUUGGGUUUGCGUACAGGCUGUUGUCCAAAAGACCAAUAUUCCCGAAUCUCAAAAGUCCCCCAUGUCUAUCAUCUGCAGCCCACGAAGUGGCGUGGACACACAGAAGCUGGCUGCAUUCAUAGAAUUUCGUACUCUUCCAAUCGACAAUCGUUCAGCUGUAACACGCUUUCGGUGCCUAGCUGCAAUACCACCCGAAGGAAGCACGAGGGCUGGGAUACUUCAAGGUUACACAAGCCUGAGAGGUGAAAUCGAGAUACAGAGGUCGAGGUCGAAUCACGGAACUUUCGGUGGCUUACCGGAUCCCCCAACAAACGUCCAACUGGAGCCAGGUCCCCAGGAUGGCAUGCUGCUUGUCACAUGGUUGCCGGUUCCACAGGAUCAGGGUGCAGCUGCAGCUGCAACGGCAGCCGGUGCCGGCAUAACUCUUCCCGUACAAGGUUACACCGUCUGCCUUAACGAAAAUUCUCUCGUGGAGGUUGCGGAAUCUACAAACGAUCAUGCCAUAAUACCAUUGCAGCAAAUCAAAUGUCAUUUGGAAGCUGCUGGAACUACGAGUUCUGUCACUAGAUCCAGUGAAACUGAGACUUCUGAAGCUACACUAGCUGAUAACCGACAGUUAAGCCCAGAUCUUCCGGAUACUGGAAUACCUCAGCACCUUUUUAUCACGGUACACUCUACUGUUCCAAGAGAAGCAACUGAAUCCAAGACCGCUUUUGCGAACUCCGAGUCUCCUAUCAAAUCUAACAUUUUAAAAGGUGCUGCGGGACCAGGUUCUCUUCCAGUAAAUCUGACCGCAGGGUUAUUGUUGGCAUCGGCGGGCUCGCUUCAAGCAGCAAGGCGCAUCUUUGGCUCACGUCUUUCACUCCAUCUUGGGAUUGACGAAGCAGCGGCUAAGCGCGCAGGCGUUCCCCUGAUUGUGGAAAGAGAAAUGUCAACAAGUCCCCCGCCCACUACACAAGUGGGCCAUGUUUCAACUCUCGAUCCCGGUCUUGUGAUGGUUUCCGCAGAUCUGACUGCAAGAAAGCUCAGCCCGACUGCAGACGCUAUUGGGUCAGCCGAAUUGCGUGAAAAGACAAUUGGUCCUUUUUCAUCAAGAAAACUACUCACAAGGUUGCUGAAAACUCUUCGACAGCCCACGAUCGGUGUUGCCCUUCUUGGGGCUCAUCAGGCCCUCUUAAGACGCCGUAAGUUGGAUGAUAACGAAGAACACUCUGCACCAAAUUCCUCCCCGGAAAUGAACCUGCCGGAAAUAGAACGGGGUUUUCAUAGAAAUCGAUUCAGAUCACACCCCAUUCACUCUUCAGAACCAUGGCCCUGGCCAGAGUCACAUGCUGGCCGCCCAGGCCAUCCGCCGCAUCUUCCAGUUACAAGACGACCCCCCACGAAUUCUUCGUAUGCACGAAAAUCAUGGCGUCAGUUCCGAUCACUGUCAGAUGACCAUGAUCCCCGUUUAUUUUAUGCAGAACAAAUAGAUUUAGAUGAUUUCCGCGAGGAUUCAAACGAUACCGCACCAUCUCAAGAUGUCCGAGUAUCUGGCCCGAACCGCUGGUUUCGAACAUCUUCACUGUACAAUAUCCACCAAAAAAGACCUAUCCGAGGUAGACGACCGCGGGGUUCGGCAAAGAGCAGUUGGGAUUUGAGAAAUCUAGAAGUAUCUCCGAGGUACUUAGAGGACGAACAGUUUAAAAGAGGAGAUGGAAUCCGAUUUUGCUCAGCUCGUUGUCAACGCUUUCCAGUUGAUCAGAGUUACCAAGAAUAUACCGCCCGCUGUGGUUCUAUGCCCUGGGAUGAAGUUACGCAUCGCGGCGCCGCUGCGCCUUACUCAGUAUUCACAAAAUUUGGGCACAGGUUUCGGGACCAGUUUGAAACUGAAGUGCCUGGUCCAAUCAUCAGAGCAUUUUCUUCGUCUUCAAAUGACGACAAGUACAGCUAUUAUGUACCAGAUAUUUUUACUGAACAACGAUUUAGUAGUGGGCAGGUUAUGCUACCAACACGUAAGCCUGGGUAUUAUAGACCCCGAAGCAGAAGCGCAAGCCCACAUCGACCCCAGCACCAAUAUGGCCCCAGAGUUGUACCAACAACUUGGGCCUCCCGCUUAUUUGAGUUUGACAAUCAAGUAGCUCCGGAAGCUCAAGGUUACUGGCCUCCCAAUCCAAGCAGAACACAUCGAUCGCUGAUCAGGCACGCUGGUCAUGGAAGUGUCGGCAGUCGACACAAAGCGCACACUUCCGGCCAUCCAGUUCACUCAGUGCCCGAAAUCCAAAUCCACCAAGACUCUGAGACAUCUGGGCCACCACGACGAACUCGGUCAAAGCAUAUGGAUCUCCGUGGAUAUCAUGAGGAAUUACGGCCAGAACUAACUCCUCAGCAUUUCAAAAUAACAGAACAACUAGUCGACCCAUGUUCACAACAACCUAAAUUUGUGCAUGCUCCUAAAAGCUCAGUGGAAGGUAGAAGAAAAUUGCAAAAUACCACUGCACUGCCCGGAACAGCACCUUUUCUAUCAAAUUACCCUUCUGAGCCCCCGUUUCCUUCCACUAGCGGGACUCACGAUACUACCCACAUAAACACAUCUUCCAGAGUGCCACAGGAAUUAACCCAACCCGUCCCACCACCGGUAGCACUUGAUGAGUUCCAACGAUCAUAUCAUAAAGAUGGUGGUGAUCAGUCUAGUACCUAUGGUCUCCCUGUGCAACAGCGGUUUCAAGAUACAAAGGCCUUGCGGUUUGUUGUUGCCUUAUAUGCUUACGACCCCGCAACCAUGUCCCCGAACCCAGAUGCUGUUCAGGAAGAGUUGCCUUUCCAAGAAGGUCAAAUCAUUAAAAUAUUCGGUGACUGUGAUGAGGAUGGUUUUUAUUACGGAGAAUGCAAUGGGCUACGCGGUCUGGUACCGUCAAAUAUGGUGUCCAAACCAGAGCGAGAUAUUGGUCCAACAGAUUCAACGUACCCUGGUACAAGCAAUCGAAUGGAGCAGGUCAUGAACCAGGAGCGGCCACGAUAUCCUGAAGGGCCAUCGCUUCCACCGGGUCAGCUUAGCAGGCCGCGGCACAGACAUUACGGAACCAUGCACGCAUCGCAUCAGAAUGUACCAUCACACCAGAUUUCUGAUACAAUGACCGGUAGACCAUAUGGGUCAACAUCAGCCAUACAAAAUGGAGUGGCAUUUGCAGCACAGUCACAUUCUAGAAGAUCCCCGCUGGAUAAUCCACCCCUCCCACAAUGCAAAUCUACCAACACAGUUGCGAACUUAUACGCCCAGGAGGACCCCUGCUACGACUUUUCCAGACAACCAUCCAUGAGAGAACCCUCAUUAAGAACAUCCCAACAGCCGAUAUCUCGACAAAUGAGGGCUCCACAACUGGCUGGUGCCAAUGACCCGGGAAAACAAUCUCUACCAGGCAUGUCUAGGCAGAUGGUGGCCCUCUACGACUAUGAUCCCAGUGUACUCAGUCCAAACGCAGAUGCUGAUAGGGAACUCUCUUUUCGGAGUGGAGAACGCAUUGUUGUGUAUGGCGAAAUGGACGAGGAUGGGUUUUAUGAAGGGGAACUCUCCGAUGGGCGACGUGGUCUGGUUCCAUCCAACUUUCUGCGUGACAUAAGAACCGAUAUUGACCCGAUGGAUAGACGGGCUUCCAUAACUGCAAGAAGCAGUCAAAAACGGUCUCAAGCAGACUCCGGUAGCUUUAUGAAUAGUACGUAUAAAAACGAAACUUCACAAGCUCCAACGGGACCAUCAACAUCAGCUGGUUAUAGGCGAGACCAAGAAAAAGUAAAUUCGUUAUUUUCGAUACUUGAUUGUGUGGUUAUUCAGUAUUUUACGCCCUAUGGAGCACCAUAUUUAGUGACAAGAGAUCAUGCAGCUUCUAAAAACCAGAUGACUGCAUCUAAGGAUACAGUGAUCCAUACCGACUUUAGUGUGACAAACGAAACUAAUGUACAAAUCUCGAAGGCUAGUGUCGUGUUCUCUGAUUCGAGACAACUACUAAAGCGGUGUAUCACUGAAUUCAAAGGGGCAAAUGUACCAGGAUGCCGUAAGGGCUGUUUUGUAGCACGGCUGCGAGACCUGGCUUCUGCUAAUAGUGGAGCUGAGAUGCCUUCAGGUUUUCGGUAA